Molecule: messenger RNA, 372 nt
Organism: Vicia faba (fava bean)
Lineage: Eukaryota; Viridiplantae; Streptophyta; Magnoliopsida; Fabales; Fabaceae
Source: the annotation of a GenBank genome assembly
AUGCCUUCAUUAUCAAAUCUCCAUCUUCCAAUCUUCAUAUUUUCUUCAUCACCUAGUGAAAAAGAAAACAAGUGUCUCCCCCAUCACGAAUGUCAAAUAGUCGGUGAAGACGACAACCAUUCCAGCAGUGGCGCAGCCGCUCAGAAACUGAACUCUUCUGGCGACGGAGCUACCAUUGAGGUUGUCAGGUGGCCUAGAUGUCCCCCUGGAUCUAAAAACAGGCCUAGACCUCCUGUAAUCAUAACACGCGAUCCUGAACCUUCUAUGAGUCCUUUUAUUCUAGAAGUUUCUGUAGGAAAUGACUUCGUUCAAGCGGUUGCUGAGUUUAGUCAUCGUAGAAACAUUGGUUUAUGUGUUCUAACUGCUUCAUGA